Molecule: messenger RNA, 3561 nt
Organism: Rhineura floridana
Lineage: Eukaryota; Metazoa; Chordata; Lepidosauria; Squamata; Rhineuridae
Product: zinc finger protein 420-like
Exons: 3
Coding region: 107-3238 (1043 amino acids)
Biological process (GO): regulation of DNA-templated transcription
Molecular function (GO): RNA polymerase II cis-regulatory region sequence-specific DNA binding; DNA-binding transcription factor activity, RNA polymerase II-specific
Source: RefSeq, a predicted model, not a curated record
UGGUGCCCAAGGGGCUUUUGAAUUUGCCAGCCUUGCUUGGAGGAAAAGUUGGAACAGAAUCCCAGGGGCUGCUGCCGCCAUAAAACCUGCUGCAAGGAAGAAGCGGAUGAAGUUAGAAGAGGAACCAUCCACCCACCUCAAGAGAGAAGAGGAACCAUCCACCCACCUCAAGAGAGAAGAGGAACCAUCCACCCACCUCAAGAGAGAAGAGGAACCAUCCACCCACCUCAAGAGAGAAGAGGAACCAUCCACCCACCUCAAGAGAGAAGAGGAACCAUCCACCCACCUCAAGAGAGAAGAGGAACCAUCCACCCACCUCAAGAGAGAAGAGGAACCAUCCACCCACCUCAAGAGAGAAGAGGAACCAUCCACCCACCUCAAGAGAGAAGAGGAACCAUCCACCCACCUCAAGAGAGAAGAGGAACCAUCCACCCACCCCAAGAGAGAAGAGGAACCAUCCACCCACCCCAAGAGAGAAGAGGAACCAUCCACCCACCCCAAGAGAGAAGAGGAACCAUCCACCCACCCCAAGAGAGAAGAGGAACCAUCCACCCACCCCAAGAGAGAAGAGGAACCAUCCACCCACCCCAAGAGAGAAGAGGAACCAUCCACCCACCCCAAGAGAGAAGAGGAACCAUCCACCCACCCCAAGAGAGAAGAGGAACCAUCCACCCACCCCAAGAGAGAAGAGGAACCAUCCACCCACCCCAAGAGAGAAGAGGAACCAUCCACCCACCCCAAGAGAGAAGAGGAACCAUCCACCCACCCCAAGAGAGAAGAGGAACCAUCCACCCACCCCAAGAGAGAAGAGGAACCAUCCACCCACCUCAAGAGAGAAGAGGAACCAUCCACCCACCUCAAGAGAGAAGAGGAACCAUCCACCCACCUCAAGAGAGAAGAGGAACCAUCCACCCACCUCAAGAGAGAAGAGGAACCAUCCACCCACCUCAAGAGAGAAGAGGAACCAUCCACCCACCUCAAGGGAGAAGAGGAAUGGCCUGUCCAUAUCAAGCCUGAAGAGGAGCCAUCUGCCCAGCUCAAGCUUGAAGGGGUACAGUCUGCUCAUCACAACCUAGACAAAGAACUCCCUGUCCAGGUCAAGCUAGAAGAUGAGCCUUACAUCCAGGUCAAACUAGAAGAGGAAGAUGAGUCCUAUAUCCAGAUCAAACUAGAAGAUACACCUUACAUCCCAGAUCUUCAGAACUCUGGGGAAGAGACAAAGCUAAUAUUUUACAAAGGGAACAACACUUCACUGGAUUCCCUAGUAGCUGUGAAUUUUGAAGAGAAUCUUCAGUGGGGAGGAACAGAGCCAGUGAUACCUCACCGGGCUUUACUGGAUAACACAUUCACAGAUCUUGGCAAUCGAGGCACUGACCAUAUAUCCAAGAGGGAGCAGGAGAAGCCGCCGGCAAAGCAAAGAAGGGAGUCUCUGAAAAACAGCUCAGCAUGUGGCAAAACCAUACUACCCACUAGAGAAAAACAUCACAUGUGCACCGAUUGUGGGAAAACUUUCCAACGGAGGUCUAAAUUAAUUAGACACCAGCGAGUCCACACAGGAGAAAAACCAUACGAAUGUGCCGAGUGUAAGAAAAGGUUCCAGCGAAAGGAUCACCGUCUGGCACAUCAGAAGAUCCACAUGGAAGUGAAUCCCAGUAAAUGCCCAGAUUGUGGGAAAGCCUACACAAAAGCAGAAUUGCUUAUCGCCAAUCGGGAAAUUCAAACGGCAGAGAGUCCCUAUUGCUGUUCUACCUGUGGAAAAGGCUUAAUGCAAAAUAAAUCUCUUGAGGUGCAUCAGAGAAAUCAUAGUGGUGGGAGAUCAAAUUUGUGUCCUGAGUGUGGAAGAACUUUCUGUAAUGCAAAGGCAAUGAAGAGACACCAGAGAACCCACACAGAAGAGAAACCCUAUCAAUGCCCAGAAUGUGGGAAGAGCUUCCGAUGGAAGGGCAGCUUCCGUUUGCAUCAAGGGACACACACAAGAGAAGGACCUUAUGUUUGCGCUGUUUGUGGGCAAGGUUUCCUCCAAAAGGGACUAUAUGUGUCACACCAACGAAUUCAUACUGGAGAGAAACCCUUUGUGUGUCCCAAGUGUGGAAUAAGUUUCCGUGAAAAAAGGUCAUUAAACAGACACCAAAAAACCCACACAGCAGAGAUAUUCUAUGCAUGCUCCGAGUGUAAGAAGGUCUUUGUGGAAAAGAAAUCGUUCCUUACACACCAGAGAAUCCACACAGGAGAGAGACCCUAUGAGUGUCCUGACUGUGGAAGAAACUUCUGUGAUCAACAGACGUUGAACAGACACAAGAGAAUCCACAAUGAAGAGAAACAGCAUGCAUGCCUAGAGUGUGGGAAAAAGUUCAGACGGAAAGAACAUCUUCUCACACAUAUGAGAACUCACACUAGAGAGAGACCACAUAAAUGUUCUCAGUGUGGAAGAACCUUCAGAGAAAGAGGUGCAUUAAAUGUCCACCUAAGAAUCCACUCUGGAGAGAAACCCUAUCCAUGUCCAGUGUGUGGGAAAAGCUUUGCAUGGAAGGGACUUCUUCUGUCACAUCAGAGAACUCACACCCAAGAGAAGCCUUAUGAGUGUUCAGAAUGUGGGAAAAACUUUCGACGGAAGACCCAUCUUCUGUCACAUCAGAGAAUCCAUACUGGAGAGAAACCUUUUCAAUGCCCACUCUGUGGGAAAAUCUAUCGGUGGGAGAAAGACUUUUGGUCACAUCAGAGAAUCCACAAUGAAAAAGGGCCUUACGGAUGUCUGGAGUGUGGAAAAUGUUUUCACCAAAAGAGGCUACUUGUUUCACACCAAAAAACUCAUACUCAAGAGAAACCCUUUGCAUGUGCUGAGUGUGCAAGAACCUUUUGUAACAGAAAAACACUGAAUAGACAUCAGAUAAUCCACACAGGAGAGAAGCCCUAUGAAUGCCUUGAUUGUGGGAAACACUUCUCACAAAAAUAUACACUUGUUGUGCAUAACAGGAUACAUAGCGGAGAGAAACCCUAUAAAUGUCCUGAGUGUGGAAAAAGAUUUCGAGUAGGGGGGGCAUUGAUUUCACACCAGAGACUCCACAAAGAAAAGAAACGUUAUGAAAACUCAGGAUGUGUUAACCAAAUUCUGGAUACGCACCAGAGAAUCCACACAGAAGAAACCCAGACGAGUGACUCAAGGAUGGAAGAACCUUCCAAAAAGGAUAAGCAAUUACUAGAGUCACAGCGCCAACAUGUAGAGGAAAGCUUCUGUUAGGGGGCAAAGACAGUGAAGGGAUGAAGAGAUGAUCAAAAAUCAGAAACAGGAAGGAAAUCUUACAAGGGUCUUUGGGAUAGGGAAAGCACUGGCUAGUAAUCAAAACUGAGCAAGCAAGUGUGAACUCUCUGGGCCUCUUUCAUUCUUUCAAAAUAUAGGUUUUAUAUUUUGAGAUUAGUUUUGUCAUUUCUGCAUUUUUACAACUUUUGAUGUGCAUUCUCUCUCUCUAACUCUUUUUUUGAGUGUGUGAGCUUUAGUGAGAACCAAUUUGACCAGAAUGUGAGACCAAACAUUUUACCAAUAAAGUAAAUAGAUAGACAUAA